AGUCGCGGCUAUACGUAGUGAAUUAAGACCAUACAUAUCAGGAUGUUGGUCGAACACUCGCUAUUUCAAAUCGUAUUAGACUUGUAAUUGGAUACUUUACACAGCGGCGUAUCAGACUGCAUGUGGACAUUAUACAUUGAAAGCUGCAUUCAAAGUUGUCACUGUUUAUACGUUAUUGUUCACUGCUCUAAAGUGGCACAGUUCGUUCCACUUCCAGGAAAAGAAGCAAAAACAAAAAGUACUCUACCAUCAUAAGGAAGUUUUAAAAAGUUCAAUACAAGAACAGUAAGCUAUUAGAAAGGCAAACAACACUUGGAUCAUCGAUGAACUGACUGUGAACAUUGGCAUUCUCCUGGAUGAACAGAGAAACAUUGUACAACUCCAUCUGGAAUUUCAUCGUUUUUAGUUGAUGAAUAGGGCAUAAAACUUCGAAAGGCUCACUAGACAUCGAACAGAGUUUAUUUGGUGGAUAUUGAAACUGAACUGAAAGGUGUGAUAUAUAUUUUUUUCCAAGAUUUCCUACAAUGUUGAAUAACACUGACAUCGUCCCAGCGACAAUACAACCACCACAUGAGACUACAGAGUUUAAGAUUAUCAAGAUAUUGUGCUAUUGUGUGAUACUCGUGUGCAGUACUAUUGGAAAUGGACUCGUYAUUCAUGUCAUCAAGAACACAGAGCGCAUGCGCACGCCAUCAAACAUUCUUGUUCUGAAUCUYGCCUUCUGUGACUUAGUCACGCCACUGUUAAGCAUACCAUUUGACUUUGCUCUGGAAGAAAACAAUUAUGAGUGGAUGUAUGGUGGUUUCCUGUGCAAAAUACUUUGGCCAGGAACAACUCUUUCCACAACAUCAUCGUCAUUGACUUUGGCAGCCAUUUCGUUUGAUCGAUAUCGGGUCAUAAUGCAUCCCUUCAAGUCGAAAUUAACCAUGACUCAUGUUAAAAUGAUAAUUGCUGCAAUUCAUACAUGCUCUUUAUUCGUCGUURCACCAUAUAUUUACGUGCUUCGCUURCAAGGAAGCGAAUGCAGCGAGGCCUGGGCAGGAGAUGUUUACAGGAAGGCCUAUACAAUAUUUCUAUUCCUGGUMCAAUACUGCGUACCUUUGAUUUUUAUGACAGUCAUGUACACAAUGACUUUAAAAAGCCURUUCUCCGCYUCUGUAAAGACCUGGGCCAUGAGAAAAGAUCACGUGGUGGACGAACAACCAAUCACGAGCAGUAGAGACAGCGAGCUGUCGACGAGCACAAGCCUGGAAAACGACACUUCCAAGAAGAAGAAAGCAAAAUGGAAGCUACUACAGAUGAAYCACCAUGGAGCUAACGAGGCUAACAGAAGAGCCACCAAGAUGUUUAUAGURAUUGUCAUCGUGUUUGCAAGCUGCAUGUUUCCAAACCAGGUCGUGUGGUUGUGGGCYGAAUUCGGCAAUGGGUAUUCCCACGAAAGGCACAAAAUUGUACUGAUAAUAUGCUGGAUUUUUACGUACGCAAACAGUGUUUGCAAUUCAGUGAUUUAUGCCAUGUUUAGCAGUGACUUUCGUAAAGGAUUCUAUGGAGUAUAUGGUAGACUAUUUUGUAAGGAUGUUGAUGUUUACGAAGUCAACCCACGCCAAAGCUAACAUACGAUCAUGUGUUCAGUCUUGAUGGCAAAAGUAUGCGAGACAAAUCUAUGAAUAAAAUCUGAUUUUAUCGGUGUAAGAUAGAAACUAACAAAUCUAAAAUUCACUUUGAAAAUACAUUAUUCGUGUCCAAGCUAAAUACUCUCAGAACCACUUUUUUAAAAGAGGCGCCAUCUUGAAAAAAGCAAUGUGGCGGUUGAGGCUACAGUGAUAAAUCAUUAUAGAUACGUUUUUAAUAUCAAAGACAAUAUAAAUAUAUAUAUUUCACAUGUGAAUAAACUGAUAUUGCAAGCUCAAACGCUUUUUUAUCUUGUUUUUUUACGUAGCCAAAAUACGCGUCCAGUGACUUUCAAGAUGGCGCUGUGGACAGUAAAAUUGAUAAAAAACUAUGAAAAAAAAAAACAACAACACUUUUGUGAGGUAUUAAAACACACAACCUGCACAAUCAUAAACACGAUAUAAUAAUCAAAUAGUUAUAAUAUUGAUAUUGAUAAAACUGAAAAAGGAAAUUUAUGUAUAUUUAUGUUGUGUAGCUAAAUUUAUUUAAUUUAUAGGAAAAGACAGUGAAGUAAAAAAAAUCCACGUCAACGUUAAUAAAGAUGCAUGAAAUACUAAGAAAUAUACAUAACUAUAAUACAAAGCUUGUUAUUAUYAUGGAAAACUAAAUUCAUAAACCCAUUUAAUUUUAGUACGAUCAUUGUGCAUUGCAAUAGUGGAUUAUUGUGUUCAAUUGAAGGUGAGUGUCACGAACGAAUAGCAAAGCAAGUAAAACAAAAGUUAUGAUAGACAUUUGAACGGUACCUUCUACGUCACUACUUCAUUUGCACUACAUUGUGGGAUCAUUUUCUAGAGAAAACAAAAGAAAUUCGCCAUGUUCUGUCCCAAACAUAUCCUACAAUGCAUUGCGUAUACGGUACAUGACGUAAAAGCUUGCACAGAGGUCUAUAACCAUAUGUCGAUAUUCAUACGUCACCGAAGUGUUACUAGUGUAAGUUCCAAUUGGUUGAUAAUGAAAACUUGAUUUUGAUGCAAGAUCUUUGCGUAUCGUAACCAUGGUCAAACCUYCGCCAUUGAACUCAAUUAUUUAUUAAAACAACAGUUUAUUGGAUGCAAGAAUGGUUUAUUCAAAAUUUAAAGUUUGAAAUGAUAAAUGGUAAUAUUGAUAAAAAAUGUCUAAUAAUCAAAACAAAAAUUAA
This is a messenger RNA of Exaiptasia diaphana, 2809 nucleotides long. RefSeq names its product QRFP-like peptide receptor. NCBI's taxonomy places the organism in Eukaryota, Metazoa, Cnidaria, Anthozoa, Actiniaria, Aiptasiidae. Gene Ontology annotation, biological process: G protein-coupled receptor signaling pathway. Gene Ontology annotation, molecular function: G protein-coupled receptor activity. The coding region runs from base 525 to 1613 and encodes 362 amino acids. The transcript has 2 exons. The record is from RefSeq and is a predicted model, not a curated record. Gene Ontology annotation, cellular component: membrane.